CUUGGCCGCGUACGACAAGUUCAGGCACGUCAGCGCCAUCUAGUGACAGGCUACAAUCUCUGCCAAUAGCGGACCUUCCCUGGUGUAUGGGACCAGAGCACAUAUUUGUUACAGGCCUACUAGCUUUCGGCUCAUUUACUAGUAGUUCAGCUGUCGUUCGACAUAGUCGCAUUUUUUUAAAGCGGCACCCGCGGAACAAUUUUUCGCCGGCAAGUUUUUUGUUUUGCGAGUGUCCGUCGAACUCGGUGUCUUUUUGUGCUUUUUCGUAAUUUUUCCCUUUGACAAAAAAUGACCUGUUUUAGAGUUCUUUAACUUAGACAAGUCGGACAGAGAUCCAUUUCCCAGGGUUUUUUUUUAUCAAUCAAACGUCCCGCGUUGCUGGGAUACGCAAAGUUACCCGUUCAUUUUUGUUUGAUUUUCGUUCCUCGUUGGCCUCGUCAUUACGGACGCACGCAUUCAUAAUAUUUACAAAAUCCAUAUCUGUCGGUCUCUGCGUGUAGCCAGAACACUUGUGACCGGUACGGUUGCCUCGAUAACCUUUCACUCCCCCCUUCAACUUCCGUUCGAGUGUUGUGGCGCAACAACCUGUAUCCCUGUGUCUCUUUACGCGGAUUUGCAUUUGUAACUUGAAUGAGGCCAUCAAUCAGCGGCACCGGUGGUCCGAGUCGUCGCUGUAGGUGUCCACGGGCAUCGCAAGCUGGGUCAAUUUGAAUCGCCCAGUUGAUGGCCAGCCAGCAGUCGCAACGUUGGGGCUACGUUCAGCAGCCAACCGAUUACCAACAACAACAACCUGGCCGGCCAGAUAACAAUCCCUCGUCGUCUACUUUAGAACGACUUGCCUCAUCUAUUCCGUCUUUCACAGCCGUCGUCUCAACGGUGGCCCAUGACAUGUUGCCCUUGUCUUCGUCAUCUUCUUCUUGCUCGUCGUCAUCAUCAGUCAGCGAUACAGACGCGUCCGUGAUGGAAGCCAUGAAAGUCGACCCUUUGGAUCUCACCUGUAACAGUCAGAGUAUCAGCAGAAGUAGCCCUACUAGCGGAGGGGCCACAAGUCACCGCAGCAGGACCGACUCUGCACCGGCCGUCUUAGAUUAUGAUGAUCAGUCAUCUUCCGGUAUGCAAGCGCCGGGUUCCAUCACCAGUGGCUGCAACAACCGGUCUGUGUUGUUCGGCCUCGAUGACUGCGAGCAUACGGAUCAUCAACAACAACAGCGUCCAAAUCAUCGGUUGAUGGGUACCACCGCAGUGGUUGCUGGAACAGCGAUGCAACAAGCAUCAGCAGUCAGCGUUGCAACACCUGCUACUACCGGUGUGGUUGCGCCUCCGGCUCCAGCAGCAGCGGUAACAGGUGGAGAAGAAGCUCAUCGAUGUGACAUGUGUGGGAAAACGUUCGCCGUUCCGGCCCGACUGACACGUCACUAUCGAACGCAUACAGGUGAACGGCCGUUUGUUUGUGAAGUGUGUGGCAAGUCGUUUUCGGUUAAAGAAAAUUUAAGCGUCCAUCGAAGGAUCCACACGAAGGAGAAGCCGUACAGGUGUCCCCACUGCGGUCGUGGAUUUGAACACAGCGGUAAAUUGCACAGGCACAUGAGGAUCCACACGGGGGAGCGUCCCCAUCAGUGCACGGAUUGCGGGAAGACGUUUAUCCAAUCAGGACAGCUCGUGAUUCACAUGCGUUCUCAUACAGGUGAAAAACCAUACGUGUGCACUGUUUGUAGCAAAGGAUUCACCUGUUCCAAACAACUCAAAGUCCAUUCACGAACCCAUACAGGUGAACGACCGUAUGCAUGCGACGUUUGCGGGAAAACGUUCGCGUACAAUCACGUUCUCAAAUUGCACCAAAUGGCUCACCUGGGCGAGCGGCUCUACAAGUGCACCAUCUGUUCGGAGACGUACAGCUCCAAAAAGACACUCGAGGCUCAUAUAAAAAUGCACGGAGUCUCACCCACCCGGCAAUCGCCCGUCCCUUCAACUUCAUCUGUCCCCGUUGCCGUGCCGAUCAGCAAUUCCAUCAGUCAGCAACACGUCCGGCCUGGUGGAAUGGCAACUGCGAACGAUCACCACCAUCUGGGCAGGCGUUUACAAGGCCGUCACAGCGCUGGCAUUUUUAUUGAUAACAAUCAGACCAAUAGAAACAGCCGAUUAGGCGCCCGUCUUGGAGAAAAUGCAACGGAGCGGAUAUCGAAUCACCAGAAGCCCUCUUUAUCGCCUUCGUCUGCUGAGAGCAACGGCAGUAGUCCGUCCGAUAUGGACGCAAUGAGCGGCCCUUCCUCGAGCACAAGCACCAAUAAUAACAAUCUGUUGCUAAUGGAGGCUCAACGUCAUUUCCCCAUUCAACAACAUCCGGCCGGCCUGUCGUGGAACGUGUUGAAUAACAUGGCUCUGUCGCGUGCUGCUUCCAUCGGCCAACACUUAGCACAGUCUCGCGAAUACGAAGAUCCUCAGCAGCAAGUACAGCAACAGCCAAUGUCCAACAGUCAUCAACAGGAUCGAAGUCAUUUCGCUUAUCCUCAACUGUUGAACGCCACCAGGUCCGGCGGAUUGGCUGUUCAAGUCGAUUCCAAACGCCUUGCGCAUCAUUUGCAACAACAGCAAUCGUUCAAAAAUCAGCCAAUCGUCGGUAACAAUCAUCCGAGCGGUUCGGUGGAUUACUCUCCAAUGACAUAUCUACGUCCGAUGCCUCCUCUCAUUCCCGUCACGGCAGCUGGACCUCUAUUGGCAGCUUCACCAACUUCGCUUCGAACCCUGGAACGUCAUCAUUCGGUGACGGGCCAUUCUUCUGCUGCCGAUUCAUCGGCCGCUGUUCCGCCAGCGCUCCGGCCGUUGGACGGAUCGGCUACGACUCACGGACCACCACGCAAGAGCUCGCGAUUCCGCGGAGGUGAAGGUAGCGGAUCGGCGGGCGACGGCGGAUGUAAUAGCGAAUCAUCGGAUUCGCCUCCGUCAUCCGCUUCGUCUUCACCUUCGCUGAUGUUGACGGACGUUGCAGCCUCUGACAGCCAAUCGGCUCAUCCGCUUCCGGAUGGAUUGCGCUCUACCUCAGUCAUUCGGUUUGCCCACCGGCCCAGCUCCAGCUCGUCGCCUCCAUCAUCAAAGUAAUUAGAGUUAAGUUUUUUUUGUUUUUUUUUUAACUGCCCGGCCUUUUUACAUACAGUCUAUUGGAAAGCGCUGAUUGUAACGGGAUGGAACGCAAGCGUCACACUUUAUGCAAAUGCUUUUUUGCCUGUGUGUUAUAUGCGCGCCCAUUUUUUUAACGUUCAAUCGCCAGCCUUCCAAUGGGACCUGCCUCAUAUGUUAAACGUACUAUACAUAAGAUAAAAUAAGCUCCUCUUCCCUAUCUGGUUUCGAUCUUCCCAGUUCGUAAUCAGGGACCGAAUUGGUGGACAAAUGAUCGGCGUAUGUGCUCAAACUACAAAAA
Molecule: messenger RNA, 3415 nt
Organism: Daphnia carinata
Lineage: Eukaryota; Metazoa; Arthropoda; Branchiopoda; Diplostraca; Daphniidae
Product: Krueppel homolog 1-like
Exons: 5
Coding region: 724-3096 (790 amino acids)
Biological process (GO): regulation of transcription by RNA polymerase II
Cellular component (GO): nucleus
Molecular function (GO): DNA-binding transcription factor activity, RNA polymerase II-specific; RNA polymerase II cis-regulatory region sequence-specific DNA binding
Source: RefSeq, a predicted model, not a curated record